Molecule: messenger RNA, 276 nt
Organism: Danaus chrysippus (African queen)
Lineage: Eukaryota; Metazoa; Arthropoda; Insecta; Lepidoptera; Nymphalidae
Source: the annotation of a GenBank genome assembly
AUGGCGCAUACACGCGCAACAGCUUUUAUUUGCGCGUGGGCGCUAUUUGCGAAUAUCACUGCAAUUCCUGCACCCCCGCGGAGAAACGAAAAGCAAGAAACUCCACACAUGGCGCAGGAAAGGACAAUAGUGAUAAGGAGAGUUCCCAAUGCAUACAUUUACCCUUUUAGUCUCUGGCCACUACCCAAGAACCCUGUGUUAGAUGAUCGAACAGUCGAAUAUAUUUACAACGGAAAGACCUUAAAGAAAAUUAAAGUUGAAAAUAACAAAAGAUAG